Ylistrum balloti is the source of this 2677-nucleotide messenger RNA. RefSeq lists its product as uncharacterized. The record is from RefSeq and is a predicted model, not a curated record. Bases 935 to 1861 code for a protein of 308 amino acids. NCBI's taxonomy places the organism in Eukaryota, Metazoa, Mollusca, Bivalvia, Pectinida, Pectinidae. The transcript has 2 exons.
UCUCACACACACACACACACACACACACACACACACACACACACACACACACACACACACACACACACACACACAAUGAAAAUAGACAGGUCACAAGUUGGACUUGGUAAAAAAAACCCACUUUAGAUAACAUCUGUACUGUGACAGAUAGGUCUGCAUGUAUCUGACCCAUAAACUUUUAUAUUUCCAUCUUGUAGCUAUACAAUAUAUCUAGAAAAUAGAUAAAAGAUAUCCGAUACUUUUUUUUUCAGAAAUCAUUUCUAUAUCUAUAUUAACCAUGCUUUUAAUCCUUCAACUGUGCGAUAGAACUGCACAAGUGUACAAUAACAGUUUUGUGUAUCGUAGACAUCUCGCACAUUGUAUAACGCUGUGCGUUCCCACAUCUGUAUUUAUGUUUUGGAAAUUUUUUGUGCUUAUACUGAUAAUGUAUUUAUCUUCAGGUGACAUUUUGCUUAUAACUUUAAUAAGUCCCACGGUUAGAACUGUUAGUAAGGACCAGGUAGUAUGUUAUAGCUGUAUAUAUUUGAAAAUGAUUAUAACGUUUCAAACACUGACAACAAGCUGUUUUUUAUGAAGGAACAGGUACCAUUGUUCUCAUAGACAAACUGUUAUAUUACAAAUCACUUGUAUUAGUACCAGUAUGAUUCAGAGGACAGGCUAAAUACAGGACCCCGGGGGAAAACUCAUUUUCUCUGUCACAGUAAGGAGAUGGGCUUAUUACAGGACCUCUGUACGCAAACACAAACCUUCUUAUUCAAAAUAAGGAUUUAGGGUUAUUGCAGGACCCCAGGGGCAAAAAUCCACUUCUUAUUCCAAGCCAGGGGAUAGGCUUCUUACAGGACCACACUGGUUGUACAUCAGAGGUAGCGAAUUGAUUAGGUAUUGUACUAUUUUUCUAACAGCAAAGAUGCAUGGGUGAGCUUAUAACCCAAGGAUGGGCUUAUUACCCAUGGGUGAGCUUAUUACCCAAGGGUGGACUUAUUACCCAAGGAUGGGCUUAUUAUCCAAUGGUGGGCUUAUUAUCCAAGAGUGGUCUUAUUACACAAGAGUGGUCUUAUUACACAAGGCUGGGCUUAUCACACAAGGCUGGGGCUUAUCACACAAGGCUGGGCUUAUUACACAAGAUUGGGCUUAUUACACAAGGCUGGGCUUAUUACACAAGGCUGGGCUUAUUACACAAUAUUGGGCUUAUUACACAAGGCUGGGCUUAUCACACAAGGUUGGGCUUAUUACACAAGGUUGGGCUUAUUACACAAGAGUGGGCUUAUUACACAAGGCUGGGGCUUAUUACACAAGAGUGGUCUUAUUACACAAGGCUGGGGCUUAUUACACAAGGCUGGGCUUAUUACACAAGAUUGGGCUUAUUACACAAGGCUGGGCUUAUCACACAAGGUUGGGCUUAUUACAAAAGAGUGGGCUUAUUACACAAGGCUGGGCUUAUUACACAAUAUUGGGCUUAUUACACAAGAUUGGGCUUAUUACACAAGAUUGGGCUUAUUACACAGGGCUGGGGCUUAUUACACAAGGCUGGGCUUAUUACACAAGAUUGGGCUUAUUACACAAGGCUGGGCUUAUCACACAAGGUUGGGCUUAUUACACAAGAUUGGGCUUAUUACACAAGAGUGGGCUUAUUACACAAGAUUGGGCUUAUUACACAAGAUUGGGCUUAUUACACAAGAUUGGGCUUAUUACACAAGGCUGGGCUUAUUACACAAGAGUGGUCUUAUCACACAAGGCUGGGCUUAUCACACAAGGCUGGGCUUAUUACACAAGGCUGGGCUUAUCACACAAGGCUGGGGCUUAUUACACAAGGCUGGGCUUAUUACACAAGAGUGGUCUUAUUACACAAGGAUGGGUUUGACUGACAUAUUUUGCUAGACAUUUCAUGUUUUAUUUGUCUUCCAUAAUUUAUAUAUACAUUUAAUAUUUCAUUUUUCAUAACUCAAUAUAAUUUUUUCACAGAAAAGAAUGUCUGGAAAAAUACAAUAUGGUUAUGGGCUAUCUUUUACACUGAACACAGAUGUGUUAUCGUUGCUUCUAUAGAAACCAAAUACUCAGCAUGCUUUAUAGAUGUGGUGGUGCAUGUGAUUUUUUGUUCAGGUUUUAUAUGAAUGUAGAAAUUCCACAUGAAAAUGGAUCUUUAUUGUUUUUGAUGCCAUCUCUUCAUAGAAAAUUGUUUUUCUUUGAAAAUAAUAUUGCGAAUGACAUGCAUUGCAAAUUUUUAUUGCAAAAGUAAGUUUUUUGUUCCCUGAGAAGGUCUUUCAUCACAUCCAUUUUCUUCAAACUCAUGUCCACCAGAGACGAAAUCUGCCCCAGACUACAGAAUUUACACUCCAUGUUAUUUCAGGGCAGUAUAUGAUAUAACGACAAAUCAAUUCACAAAAAUCCAGUUGCCAUGUCACUGCACCAAAAAUCAUAACAUUCGGGUAAUUUAAAAAUGUCCAAUUUCUUAAUGUGAUUAAUUCAGAGGAAAUGGGACUGUACCAUUUUUAAGAAAAGGGGUGUGAUGUACAUAUAUAGAGUUUUGAAUACCUACCUCUGGAGUCAACACUGCUACCAUUCCCUCUCCUACAGAAACAUGACUGUCUAUAACUUUACAUUUAGAUAUAUUUGUGUUGCAUGUCUGCUAGCAUUUAUACAGUAGCAAUGAAGGAACAAUAAAAAAGUGACAAAAGUU